AUGAUGAAGCAGUGUCGGUUAUAUGGAUGUUUUCACACAACAGGCAAGAGUCGCGAAUGCCCUCCGGUUGCUGAAAAGAAGGAGAACGGAGAACGAACGACGAAGAAAGAGCAAGGGGAAGCAAGUCAUAGAACGCUGCUGAGGACGGCUCCUGCGUUGAUUUCUGGAACAGAGGCCCUUGAAUGCGUGUGUGUGCAGCACGGCUUACUGGUGGCGCAUUUUGGACGGUGUCGCGACGAAAACACUUUAGAUGCGGUAGAAAGGCUAGUCUCUCCCGGACAACUCAUUGUCGGUGAUUGCUUGUCCAACGGCGGGCAAUGGCCUCGGUAUAUUAUAUUACCACAUGCAAACAUGGCUGCAAGCAACAGAGAUUUGCUCCCUCUUGCAUCUUCCCCGGUGCCUUCGCUGCCACAGACACCAGCCUCACCAGCGGUGCUCCCCACAGACGUAUGGUGCAACGUCCUCUCGCAUCUCCCACCCACCGAAGUCAUGCGCGUCCGGCGCGUCAACUCCCUGUUCUACGCCGUCGCGCUCGACCACCGGUUCCACCACCUCCAGAUCGCGGGCAUCGCCGACGACGAGACGCACAAAUUCGACGCGCUGGUGCGGUUCGUCGGCGCUGCGAUGUCCCCCGAGCUCGCGGGGCGCAUCAGACACAUCACGGUCUGCAUGGACCAGCUGGAGAUGCUGCACACGUUCUACGCGUGCACCGAUAUGGGCGCCACAUCCGCCGGCAACGUCGCGAUCCCCUUCGACCGCACGCGCGCGCAGGAGCUCGCCUAUGCUUUGUUCUGCGUCGUCGAGCGCGCGCGGGCACUCAGCAAAGUCCGGCUCGUCCUCUGCGGGACGGCGAAUCGCUACGACCGCUUCGAGCGCAGAUUCACGCAGGGGCUUUGGCACCGCGUGCCCCGCCCGCAAUCUGUUAUUGCGCUGGAGCUCGAAGUGGACGUCACGAAGCUCGAGGUGCUGCUGGACCUCGCACCCCAUGUCGCCGCGCCGUGCGUGAAGGAGCUGUCGAUCGUGGUUGUGCGGUAUUGGCGCCGCUUCCCGCGCAAGAAGGUCGACUUCAGGAGGAUCCACGCGCUGUUCGCGACGCUCGGUCCCGCAUUGGAGACAUUGACGUUCAGAUCCACGAUCAAGCGCCUCACGACGUCUGCGUUUGCCAACGAUGUCGUCAUGCCUGCGCUGCGCACGCUCGCGCUCGACGUGCGGUUCGGGGAUCUCAAGCCAGUCGCGUCCAUCAACGCCAACUACCCCGCGCUCACGGAGCUGUCGCUGCAUGUGUGGAUGCCCGCGACGACGGAAGUGGGCGCCCCGUGGUUCAGCUUCCUGCACCUCCCGACCCUGCGCAUCCUGCGCGUGGAGCUCCAGGCGACCGCCCACGCCGCCCAAGCUGUACAAGCUGCACAGGCCGACACGGUGUGGGGCGGGACGCUGGACGCGCCGCGGCUGGCGGAGCUGCGCCUCGCCGGGUGCUUCACGCGCCGCGCGACGCCCAGGGACCUCGCGCGGGUGUGCGCCUUCUUCAGGAGCGCGAGCGUGCGGGUUUUGGAUAUGGAAGUCGCGGAGAUUGACGAUGCGGCCAUCGAUGUGCUCGCUGCGGCGUUCCCUGCUGUGCGCGCCCUCCGCGUACGGGCGCUGAGGCGCAGGGGCAGGGAGUGGCCGCACGAGCCCGCGCCAGCGCCGCUGCGCGAGUUCCACGCCGCGUGGGGGAUGUACCUGUGCCGGGAGUACUUCCGCGCUGAUCUGCGACUCGGGUUUGGACGCAAAAUCGGGCUUGGACGCAAGAUCGGACGCGGACCCAAACUCGGGCGCAAACUCGAGUUCGGGCUUGAGCUGUGUAUACUAGUAGUGUAG
Molecule: messenger RNA, 1857 nt
Organism: Pleurotus ostreatus (oyster mushroom)
Lineage: Eukaryota; Fungi; Basidiomycota; Agaricomycetes; Agaricales; Pleurotaceae
Exons: 8
Coding region: 1-1857 (618 amino acids)
Molecular function (GO): protein binding
Source: RefSeq, a predicted model, not a curated record